Messenger RNA from Pantherophis guttatus, 1068 nucleotides. The record is from RefSeq and is a predicted model, not a curated record. Lineage: Eukaryota; Metazoa; Chordata; Lepidosauria; Squamata; Colubridae.
AUGCAGUCUCCUCAUGAAAAUUGGACAUUGGUGACAGAAUUUGUCUUGGUAAGCUUCACAGGCAUCCAGGAGGCAUGGUUGCCUCUGUUUGGCUUCUUCUUAAUCAUGUACUUGCUAACCCUGAUGGAAAAUGGCAUCCUCGUCUUAGUGGUAGCAACAGAAAAGCGCUUACACACCCCCAUGUACUUUUUUCUCAUCCAUCUCUCCUUCUUAGACAUUUGGUAUACCUCUCUCACUGUGCCCAAAAUGCUGGCUGGGUUUGGAUAUCCUGCAGGUCAGAGGAUCUCUUAUUCUGCCUGCUUGACUCAACUUUACCUCUUCACUUUCUUGGGCAGUACAGAAUGCUUCUUGCUGGCAGCCAUGGCCUAUGACCGCUAUGUGGCUAUUUGUAUCCCUCUGCGGUACCAAGAGAUUGUAGAUCGAAACACCUGUCUGAUUCUGGCAAUUGGCUCAUGGUUAACUGGUUUUCUUACCCCAGUGCUGCCUGUUUAUUUCAUGUCACAGUUGACAUUUUGUGGCCCCAAUGUAAUAGAUCACUUCUUCUGUGAUGCUUCACCACUCCUUAUUCUCUCCUGCACUGACAUUUCACUGAAGGAAUCAGUAGACUUCUUGGUCUCUCUUUUGGUACUGUUGAUCUCCUCUUUGGUUAUUAUAACAUCAUAUGUUCAUAUUAUCAUUACAGUGCUUAGAAUUAGCUCGUUGGUUGGACGGCAACGAGCCUUUUCAACCUGCUGCUCCUCCCACUUGACAGUUGUGAUCCUACAAUACGGAGUCUGCAGCCUUGUGUAUCUGCGUCCCAAGUCCAGCACUUCAGAAGAUGAGGAUAGGAAACUGGCUCUUAUAUACACCUUUGUCACUCCCCCCCUCCUGAACCCCUUGAUCUACACCCUGAGGAACAAAGAUAUCAAGCAGGCUUUAAGAAAGGUCAUGAAGAAAAUGGUUACAUCUCAAACUUGAAUCUCAAUUUAUCUAUAACAUUAUUAUACCCUUAAAACCAGUUGUGGAUUAGCAUUAUCACAGAAGGAAGUAAUCUUGAAUCCUUCAGGUAAUUGCUGAUCAUUUCCCAGC